GGCGCGCCCAGGCUCUGGGCUCCCACCGCCCGGGCACCCAGCGGCAUCAGCGGGCCCUAAGUUCACGCCCGCUGGGUACUGAGCGGGGGUUUUGUGCCCCAGCCGGCGGCUGGCUCAGGCGAGUUUCUGGAGGAGCGGGAGCAUGUGCGCUUUGUUGAACGGGCCCCAGAGCUGCGGCGCUGUUGAGAGGGCUUGUCUGGCUCCAAAGGGAAUCGCGAGGGAUGCAGGUCUCUGCUGUGCUGGUACAGUGUAAAGGCAUAUUCAGCAGAACCUGGUCUAGCCUAAGAAUUUGCCUAGAAAGUCCAGAAGCACAAGAUGACAGACGAGCCCAUUAAAGAGAUUCUGGGAGCUCCAAAGCAUCCUGAACCCGUAACGAUGGAGAAGAGCAAUAACAAUGACUGUGUGGUAGCCACUGUCCCUUUGGUCAGUGAGUGCCAGCUGACUGCAGCAACUGGAGGAGCGGAGCUGUCCUGUUACCGUUGCACUAUCCCCUUUGGCGUGGUCAUUCUUAUAGCUGGAGUGGUGGUCACCGCUGUGGCGUAUAGCUUCAAUUCCCACGGCUCAAUCAUCUCAGUGUUUGGACUGGUCCUCUUGUCAUCUGGACUCCUCUUGCUGGCUUCUAGCGUCUUGUGCUGGAAAAUCAGGCAACGGCACAAGAAAGCCAAAAGGCGUGAGAGUCAGACAGCGCUUGUGGCGAAUCAGAGAAGCUUGUUUGGUUAGAGACUACCAGGAAAACAUUGAACAGAAGAGCGCUCCCUUAAAACAAAUUUGUCAUAACUGCAGUCGAGAAAAUUAGUCAACACUCAGAUACUAUUGGAAAGGGACCCUGGUGAACAAUCAAGAAAAUAACUUAACCUGAUCUGAUGUGCCAGAAACCUGCUUAAAAAUAAUACUCACUGUGAGGUCUGACCAAGGGAGGAGUUGUAGCAUUUGAACAGAUGACAAAAAAAACCCAUGUGGUAGAUUGCCUUUGACUUGCGUUGUUCUAGGGACAAACAACUGUGAUUGCUCAAUAAGCUGAUGUGAGGAUGGCAGGUCAUUUUGGUUUGUUCCAAUGAGUUAUUGGUGGUACUUUU
Messenger RNA from Dermochelys coriacea (leatherback sea turtle), 1076 nucleotides. RefSeq names its product transmembrane protein 100 (gene TMEM100). The transcript is spliced from 3 exons. NCBI's taxonomy places the organism in Eukaryota, Metazoa, Chordata, Testudines, Dermochelyidae. Gene Ontology annotation, biological process: cellular response to BMP stimulus. The record is from RefSeq and is a predicted model, not a curated record. Bases 316 to 720 code for a protein of 134 amino acids.